ACAAAAUAUGGCAGAUCAUGAACUUCAAAGCAAAUUUUUCAUUUUUUAAGUUGUGGGCAUUUUUCUUCACUUCUAAAGGGAUUUUGGUAUUACUCCUGUUAGAAAAUUACAGGCUUCAUAAGAAAAGCGUUUUUAAGUAUUAGUUACUAUUAUUCAGAUAAAUAUACCGAAAUUGCAUCUAAAAGUUAGUAUUAUGUUUCCUGAGACUGGGGAAAUGUUGUUCAGCCCCAUGAAUUUUUUUAUCAAAUGCCUAUGGCAUUUUCUUUGGGAUUGGAUUCUUUCUAGGCAUUACUGAUGUUGGUGAGAUGCCUUACUGAUGAAUGGGUAUGGACCUUUUUUAAUUGAAGCUGAUUGCAUGUUCUAGUUUUCUGUUCUUGUAUUUAUCUGAAAUUGAGUGGAGUCUUGGAGGGUGUCAGAAUUGUCUGCUCACAAGUAGGAGCUUCAGUAACAGGGCAGAGACACGCAUUAUGGAACAAAGUUCAAUUCGCACAUAUUUGUUUUUUUCUUUUUCUUUUCUUUUUUUUUUGACUAAUUUGGUUAUUUGCCAUUUCUGGGGAUUAAACUUUAAAAAAUGUUCUUCUUUUCUGUAUCUGAUGUUCUGUGUGCUAUUAGUGACGCAGCCAACACGAACGGUUGUCAUGUGUAACACAACUUUCGAUCACCGCGAAAACAGCGUCCUGGGAAAGCGUCCAUGCUUGAUAUCGUUUGGUUCAUGAACAUUAAGUUUCCAGUACAGGUAAAAUCCCAGAGGAAGCCAAAGCCCUUUCUUUACUGGCUCCUGCUCCAACCAUGACCAGCCUGGUGCCUGGUGCAGGAUUGCUUCCCAUACCGACCUCCAGCCCUCUGACGGCAGUGAGUAGUCUUGGUGUUUCGCUUAGCAGUUUGGGAGCCAUACCGGCAGCAGCACUGGACCCCAAUAUUACAACACUUGGAGAGAUCCCACAGCCACCACUUAUGGGAAAUGUGGAUCCUUCAAAAAUUGAUGAAAUUAGGAGAACAGUCUAUGUUGGAAAUUUGAAUUCUCAGACAACGACAGCUGAUCAACUACUUGAAUUUUUUAAACAAGUUGGAGAAGUGAAGUUUGUUCGGAUGGCAGGUGAUGAGACUCAGCCCACUCGGUUUGCUUUUGUGGAAUUUGCAGACCAAAAUUCUGUACCAAGGGCCCUUGCUUUUAAUGGAGUUAUGUUUGGAGACAGGCCACUGAAAAUAAAUCACUCCAACAAUGCAAUAGUAAAGCCUCCUGAGAUGACACCUCAGGCUGCAGCUAAGGAGUUAGAAGAAGUAAUGAAGCGAGUGCGGGAGGCUCAGUCAUUUAUCUCAGCAGCUAUUGAACCAGAGUCUGGAAAGAGCAAUGAAAGGAAAGGCGGUCGAUCCCGUUCGCACACUCGCUCAAAGUCCAGGUCUAGCUCAAAAUCCCACUCUCGAAGGAAGAGGUCGCAGUCCAAGCACAGGAGUAGAUCUCAUAACAGGUCACGUUCAAGGCAGAAAGAUAGACGUAGAUCCAAGAGUCCACAUAAAAAACGCUCUAAGUCUAGGGAGAGGCGGAAAUCAAGGAGUCGUUCACGUUCACGGGACAAGAGAAAAGAUACUCGAGAAAAGGUGAAGGAAAAGGAAAGAGGGAAGGAGAAGGAGAGAGAGAAGGAGAAGGAUCGUGACAAAGACAAGGAACGGGGUAAAAACAAAGACAAAGAUCGAGAGAAGGAGAAGGACCAUGAAAAGGAGCGAGACAAAGACAAGGAAAAGGAACAAGACAAAGACAAGGAGCGGGAAAAAGACAGAUCCAAAGAGGCCGAUGAGAAACGGAAGAAGGAUAAGAAGUCCAGAACACCACCCAGAAGUUACAAUGCAUCAAGAAGAUCUCGUAGUACCAGCAGGGAAAGGCGGCGGCGAAGGAGCAGGAGUUCCUCCAGAUCUCCAAGAACAUCAAAGACUAUAAAAAGGAAGUCUUCCAGGUCUCCAUCUCCCAGGGGCCGAAAUAAGAAAGAUAAAAAGAGAGAAAAAGAACGGGACCACAUCGGUGACAGGAGAGAAAGAGAACGUUCCACAUCCACAAAAAAGAGUUCUAAUGAUCGAGACGGGAAGGAAAAGGUGGAGAAGACCAACACACCAGUUAAGAAGGAACACAGUAAAGAGGCAGAUCCAAGUGUGAGCAAAGAUGCAGAGGAGAAGGACUCACCAAGGACUGAGGAAGAAAACCCAGUACAGCAGAAUGGGAAUUGCCAACCAAAUGAAGAGAGCCUCUGCAGCAAAGCCGACGUGGUGUAGGAUCACCCACUUGCUGCGUCUCUCCCUCCACGGUGGGAUCAAACCCAAAGCUUUCAGUUCGCAACAAGGUGUAAAUGGGGAAGAAACCUACAUGUGGGAACUAACAGCUUUUCCGGCUAUGAGGUGACAUUGUGGACAUCUUGUUACUGAGCGUGGACAUCAUGAAAAUAAUCAGAUGUUACCCGAAUUCACCAUCUUCUGAAGUCUGUGCAUUUCCACGGUGGCUGGCACACUUGUCAUAUGGUCAUUAGUGUUUGCCAAGAAGCAUUGCAAAUAAAUUGAAUGUCACAGAUCCAGAAUUGAACUAUCCCUAAAGACUGGAGAUGAGCGUUGGAGGCUCUUAAAGAAAAUGCUAGUUACUGAAUUUUGUAUUGUUUUACUUUUUUAAGAAAAAUUUUCAAUAUAUACAGUUUGAUGAUGUGCUUGAAAUUUGUGCAAAUAUAUACACACACUCUUGUAAAGUGCAAAGUAUGUAAGAAGUUUUAACAUUUACUUCACAGGACUUAACAGUGAUUAUGGUAAAUUCUCACUAUUGUGUUUUCUUUUGCUCACUGUUUUGGACAUCGUUUUCCUUUAAACCAGUUUUACAGAUUAAAAUUGCUUAAAUAAGUGGAUUACAAACCAACUGACAGUGCAUGCUCCUGUUCUCUUUCCAAAGAAGAGCAGCUGUGUCGAAUACUACUAACACCAUGUCAGUAUUCAGUGUUGAGAAUCAUUGGGUCUGCCACGAAAUGAGCAUUUCUUCUUGAACUUUCUUGACAUUUCCAAGCUCAUGAAUAAUAUUGCAGUGUGUCUUGUCGGCUGUAGGUGGCAAAGAUGCCCUUAUAAAAAAGAAACUGAGUUUUCCAAAUGGGCUAUGGGAGCACAGGCUGAAGCUUUAGUGCCUUCUACAAUGUGUGGUAUACUGUUUUCUAGGAUUUUAUAUGUGCUAGUCAUUCUCAGUCCAUAUGGAAUCCAGAUGGCUGUAUUCUGUUCCCACCUGUUGGGAAGUGUGCGAGGGGUGGGUCAGAAGCGCUUCUUAAGUCAGUUAAGAGAAGGAAGUCCUGUUUACAAGACUUGUGGAGUUUCAAACAACAAUGUAGUUUUGGGACCACCAGUUUUAUACUGUGAUGAUUGAAAAGGAGACAUACUCUUACUUCAAAUCAGAGGAAACCUGUUAGUUGACUUCAUUGGAUGGCCUUAAUAUUACCUCGCAAUCAUAUUCUAAUGAUACAGAAAUUAUACUUAAGGAAGGACUAGGGGCGUACAGAGGUGGUUUUGUGUUUAAUGAUACGCUUAUGCGAGUUUAAGGCACACGGUCAUUCACUGAUCUUAGGCUCAGCUUUUCAUAGAAGGUAUGCAAGUAGUAAAAUGAGAACUUAAUGUUUUUUCUGUAAAACUCUAAAUUCUAGUGAAUGCACUAUUCAUUAUUGUUACAUUUCCAAAACAAAAAACAAAACCCUUAAUUCACAAAUCUUAUUUAAAAGUCAAUUUUAAUUUUAUUUAAGACAACCUAAUACAAUCACAUUACUCAGUUGCCUUACCUCAUGGGAAGGAUUGCUGUCACAGAUUUAAAAAGUCAAGUAGUACUUUAGUUACUUGGUUCCAGCUUGAAUCUUGUUUUCAUAUUAAUACUGUUGAAACUAUAAUUUGAAGAGUGGAAAGGCCCGUUCUGUAAGUCAUAAAGCCUGGUUCGAUUAUGAAGCUGCUUAAUCAUCUUCAGGUGUUCAAAUUACUGUGUGUAUGUGUGUGUGGUUUUUUUUUUUUUUUUUUUUUUUUUUUUUUUUUUUUUGGGUCACUGUGUACAUUAAACUUUUGGAAAAUACUUUACUAUGUAAAGUAUAGAUGGCCUUUUUAAUCUUUUAGCCACAUACGGUUGGCUAGUAACAGCUUAUUCUGAUACAGAAAUGCUUGGGCACCUGUGGAAAGAUUGUGAAGGAGUGUGUCUCGCUUCAACCGCUGUCUUAUUUAUGAUAUGUAAGUAGACUAGAGCAAAUGUUUGAAUCUUUGUUAUUUUUUAGUACCAUUUCUCUAAUAAAGUUCAGUAUUUUAGAGGAAA
This is a messenger RNA of Peromyscus eremicus (cactus mouse), 4303 nucleotides long. It is a transcript of the gene Srek1, whose product is annotated as splicing regulatory glutamic acid and lysine rich protein 1. Lineage: Eukaryota; Metazoa; Chordata; Mammalia; Rodentia; Cricetidae. The transcript has 11 exons. Gene Ontology annotation, molecular function: RNA binding. Gene Ontology annotation, cellular component: nucleoplasm. The record is from RefSeq and is a predicted model, not a curated record. Bases 790 to 2265 code for a protein of 491 amino acids.